AUGAUUGUUCUGAAGGUAAUAUGAAGGAUCCUUUUCAGUCUGAGGGCUGUACUACCUUCUGAACGGCCACCCGGGAGCCCCAGGCCAGCUCUGGGUGUGGUCAAGAGCAAAAGUGAGUGGAGUAGUGAAUGUAACAUUUACCUCAGUGCAGUAGGCUGGUUUCUACACACACACACACACACGUCCAUUCUUCAACCAGGCAAGCCAGAAACAUUAUCAGAAUUCAAUGACACAUUAUAGGGGGUGCAAAGCAGGGCUCCUAAGAGGCAUAACUGGGGACAGAGUGUGACCUAGGGAGAUUCCCAGGGGACAAAUGAAGAGGUUUGGAGGGCCACAUGUUACCCUCAUGCCUGAGGUUCCCCACCCCUACAAUAUAGCAAUAUGAGAACUUUGUGUGGUAGACAAAUCUCAUCUUGGAAAGAUUCAGUUGACCAUUUGGUGAUUAAAAGCGGCAUCUGCUACCAAAGAUAGUGGGAGUAAUCCUGAUAGGCAUUGCAGUCAACCAUUCCCCUCUUCCAGGCUAUUCCAAUGCAUUCUUCUCCCUUCCCCCAACUCACCAUGUUCCAUGGCCACUGAGCAUGCCUAGUCUGCCAUUUCUUUGAUGAGGUCUGCCCCUUUAGGCUUUCUUUGCCCAAAGCCACAGAAAGUAAGUGCUCAGUUGAUUUGUGCACUUUUGGCACAGAGGAUGAAGGGCUUGAACCUCUUGCAUUUUCCAAGGAUUUUUCCUGGGAUUCUCCUUAUCUGGCAAUUUUGGGAACAAAUGUUUUCAAUUCUUGCAGAAAGAUUUUGCAAUACAAAUAUCUAGAUCUUUGUAUUGCCAAGGAAUUCAAUUCCAUAUUUGUGUUACAUAACAAUUGAAUAAUUCAUGUUAUAUCUGGUUGUAACAUAUAUUUCUCAGCAUUGGAUUUGGUCCCUAAUUGUUCAAAUACCAAUAUUCAGAAAUCAAUAUGGUAAGACUGCCGGGUCUUGAGAUGAGAGCAUCAGAUCAUUAAUUUUCAACCCUUCCAAUAUUAUAUUUUUAACAAAUGUGUGUAUCUUCCAGAAAUGCAAGUCUAUUAUUUCCUUCUCCUCCUUCACUACUUCUUUUCUUUUCUUUCUUUUCUUUUCUUUAUUAACAAAGCUAUGGUUUGUAUUAAGAAGCUAGAUUUUUAUUUUGAUCUAUACAAUAUCCAACUUCUCCUAAAUAGCAUAAUUGGUUGAGCUUACUGAUUUAUAAAAAUAAAACAACCACCCCUAUCUGUCGUCUUGAACAACGAAAGAUUUGUUUGGCUAGUCUAAAGCAUUCCCAGGUGACUGCUAAUUUCAUUGCGUCAUAUUAUGCUAUGGAAAACCCAUAUGCUCUUUUUAUCUUGAUUGAGGUAUAGUUUUAAAUGGAUAUUUCCAACCUCUAGAAAUCUAUUGAUGUAUUUUUGCUUUCAUUUUGCUUAAUCAAUAGAUUAAAAAACAUUUGGCAGAAUCAUCAUUCUAAUUGCCAGUAACCUCUCUAAACAGGAGAGCUUUAAAAUGCUCUAUUCUGCAUGCUGUUUCCAGAUAAUCUUGACCAGAAACCCAUAAUUCUAUUUAUAGGUAGCAGUUAUAUUUUCAAAAUGCUGAUGUCAAAGUACUGGAUUCCUGAAUCUCUCCACGGAUUCCUUAUUACUGACAGAGUAGUUAUGUCUAGAAUUUCUAAUUUCUUUAACUUAAUCUUUGAAGAUCAAUUGAAAUCACCAAAGAGGCUGAAAACAAGUAACAUUUCUAAGAGCGAGUCUUUAUCGUGAGUAAAUACAUUAUCAAGGGUAGCUGUUAUUGCAAUCUCUUUUGCAUAUUUGAUUCUUAUCCUUCUUUUAGUCAAUUCUGUUAAACUUUUUGCAAUCCCUUUUCAGGGUUGUAUAUGGUCAUUAACAAUGGUGAUAACAAGCAGCCCUGUCUUGUGAUUUUACUCCAAGCAAAUUUAUUUAUUUUUGCUUUAUUUUCUUUCAGAAGACCCUGUGUGGUGAAAAGGAAGUCGAGGGAGACCAGUUGCCACUAUUGAAGAAACCAACUCCAGUUAUGGCCUUGGUUAAAAAUCUUAUGUUCCACAUGAUCCACAUUGAGGUACUUUCCUGUGUGGUUUAUCAUUAAUCCCUGAACGCAGUACAGCAAGAAACUUGUAUGUGUCUGUACCCACUUCCUCAUAACACUUAGAUAUCUGUAUAUGUAUAAGAGAAAAUAAUCAGCAAUUACAUUACUAACUAGAUGAAAUGUGACCAGCUACCAAUCACUGUACCUCUGGUCAUAAACAGAGAAGAUAAGAGAGGGAAGGAAAUUCUCUUCACAAAGAGGCAGAGUUCAAACUUGUCUGCUUUCUGUGAAUCACAGAAACAACCACAGACAGACACCAGAUAAUAAACUGCCGUAGACUAGGUGACUCUUUAAUCUGCUCAAAAAAGUCAGUUCCUCCAUCCAGCAUCAUUAUGUUAGGCCCGCCUAUCUGCCUGAUUCCAGACUUUUCAUUUUGAAAGCUACAGAAGGAUUAGCCAAGAGACCACUAGAGGAACUCUCUUGCCUGUGAGGUUUGUCAGGAUAAUUGAAACCCACGAACAUAUUGUUGCAAAUGGCGAGAAUCAGGGGGAAUCACAUGGAAAUGUUUGAUUUCCCAGCUCUUCAAGUUUCAAGUGGCUUCUCCUAACAAAUGUGCCAUUGAUAUACAUGUAAAGGACUGACAGUAGCCAAAGUGAAACCUAUUUUUAGCAAAAUUGCUGAAGUGGCUAGAUGGAGGAGCAGGCUUAUUUUGAAUUAGAGUACUCGUAACGCUGUGACAUAAUGAUUAUUUCAGAGAACACAGCUUCUUAAGUGUGUGAUAUGGACCACCACAGUAUCAGGGUUGUGUGAGCAAGACAUGUGUGAUGUGUUUGUAGAGAUGCUGUACAUUUUUUUCACAGUGUGCUGUCAAGGCUCCCCUCCUGCCCCUCUACAGGAAAUCUAUGACCCAAGAUGAAAUCACUGUUUGGUUUACAAUGAACCAAAGUGGACUCAGCAGUAGGACCUCAUACCUGCUCACUCUAAAAGAAGAAGAAGAAGAGUUUGGAUUUGAUAUCCUGCUUUAUCACUACCCGAAGGAGUCUCAAAGCGGCUCACAAUCUCCUUUCCCUUCCUCCCCCACAACAAACACUCUGUGAGGUGAGUGGGGCUGAGAGACUUCAGAGAAGUGUGACUAGCCCAAGGUCACCCAGCAGCUGCGUGUGGAGGAGCAGAGACACGAACCCAGUUCCCCAGAUUACGAGACUACCGCUCUUAACCACUACACCACACUGGCUCUCAGCUAAAGCUAAAGACAUCCAAAAGCAAGGUUUCUUAGGCACUUAAUCAAAUUUUGCUGGAUUUCUCAAAGUAUGCUAGAAUCUCUCUGAAGUGCACUUAUGGUACCAUUCUACAAGUAUGAAAGCCUAUUAUGAGAUCCAUCACUGGACAAUGCAGGAGCAAAAAAAGUAAAUUAUUGAAAUCAGAAAUCAGUAGUCAAGUAGGAACUUAGUUUCAUGAUAGGAAAAGCGCCUGCUUCAAUUCUGAAAGAAAUUGUGUCUAUAUUUCUUUGGUGCGAUGGCCUGAACUCUUUGUAACAACUUGACUGGUAAAAACAGAAAGGAUGAUGUUUUUUAAAAAAGGUUAUGUGGAUUUCCAAGAGAAGCACCCUGUGAUUUCAACUCAAUGGUAAUAGUCCUAAUCGAAAUAGUUAGAUCUGUAUUGCAUUGUACUGGGACAGUCCUUCAAAGACAAAAGCACAUUGGUCUGCUAAAUAGAAUGGCCCAGAUUAAAUGUUAAGCCUGCAUAGCUGCUGGAAGGCUGUGUGUUGGGGUGGGGGGAGAAGGAAGAGAUGCAUUGAUGAGCAGUGACUUGCAGGGUGUUGAGAAGAAAUGAUCCCACAGCUUCCAUACUUCAUGUCAGAACAGCUGAUUGAUGCCAUCACAUGUAGGGAUGCUGGAGAAUUCUGAUGGGGGGGGAUUGAAAGUUGCUGAAAUUUGCACAUUUGUGGUCGCGAAUGAAAAUUAGUCAAGCAAAUACAGUUGGUAUUCACUUGCUCUUUUUCAGUUCACAAAUGAUACAUAGUUAAUUUCUUAAUUAAAAACAUGGUUUUGAGGCAUCCUUCAUCAUUGGAAUGAAUGUAAGUUAUGUAAGUUAGAAAAAUAAUUACAUAAAUUAUGUAACUUAUGGUAAACAGUGGACAGUGAGACAAACAAGGCAGUGUUUGGCAGAAACUGAACUGCGGUGGAAUGAAAACACUGCUGAUUGUGACAAAUGCCAGACAGAAGAGAAAUUGCUGCCUUCUUACACCCCUAAUUGCAUUGUGAAACCCCAAUGUUAAAGGGUGAGGAGGAACACACCCUCAUCCAGCUAAGGUUGCACAUGCAGACACAUCACUUGUGAAAAGACACAUCACUGAGCGGAAAGCAUUAAAUUUCUUUCAAAAGGGUGGCCCUUACUCAAGCUGCAUCAGAGCCAGAAAACCGGUUCUAAGUUUGGACCAGUCUGAAGGUGCUUGAAAAAUGCUCCAAACAACACAAACCAUUAGCUUGGUCUUCCUCUCUUAAAGAUGAAACCUUGGAACUGGGAUAACGCUAAGUCCUUUUCCCAAAAGAAAACAGUUCAGAGAUGAGCCGAAGUCAACAAGUGAAAGACCCAUUUGUACAGCUGGUUAUUGAGAAAACCAGAAGACAAGGGCCAUCAGCUACUGCUGUGCCCACGAAAAGCUCUUAGUCCAAAGAAGGAAGAUAGAAGAUUGGAUGCACCUCCGACCACAUCCUGCUUCAAAGUUCAUUCUAGGGUUUUCCCAUUUGGGGGUCUUCCGGAGCUUGCCCACCCAGGAGGUGCCCUCCAGGAGCAGAGCUAAUAGAAAACCACAAGCCAGCCCCAGCCUCUGUGCAGCAUGGGGUUCCAUCAGCACAACGUGCCCCGACUAAUUAAUAGCAGAGCCCCCCUUCCCCAGAGGGCAAACAAAAUGAAAGGGAAAAAGCUCCGUUUUCAAAGCAAUCAUCCUGCACUUCAAUGAAGAUUUCUCUCACUCCCUCUUUUUUUAAAAAAAGUUUUAAUAUACACACUAAAUUAAGCUUGAGGGAAAAAAGGAGGGGGACAUUUCAUCUUUAAUCUAUUUACUUCUGAAUAUUUAACAUACAAUUCUGGCACCAAUCACCAGAUUUAACUGGAAAAUUACUCACUAAUCUGUUUGCUUAUUUGGAAUAAUUGGGUAGGCUGCCAAGGAAGAGGAUUUCCUACCCUGUUUAAUAUCUCAGUUAGUAGUCCAAUUUCAGCUUGGCGGCAUAAUUACUCUGACAGAGCUGUAGCCACAGGGCCUGUGAGUGGGGCUGCUUUUUAAACCGUAAAUUAUGGAGGAUUAGCAUUUAUGAAUUUUAAAUCAGGGCUGUGGUAGGAGACACUAAAGCUGCUUAGAGAUUGCAAACCACGGCAUUCAGGCACAAGCUAUUAACACUUUCCUCCCCGGUCCUCCUCCCCCCUCCCCUCCAGACCAGUGAUGAACAGAAAGGAAUUUCUCCUUCUACCUUUGUUUGCCAUAUUAUCCAGUGCCACUUAUACUUGAGCUUUGCAAUUAAUUAGCAAAAGAGAGCAGGACAAGUCUGCCUGAAGGUUACUUAUAGCCCAAUCCAGUGCUUGUUUACUCAAAAGUAAGAGCCACUGGGUUUCAAUGGAGGGGAAGAAUUGCAUUAUGUGGCUCAAUCAGAGCUGGUCUUUCUCAAGGUUAUCAUAAAAAGGAGAAGAGCUGCAGCUUAGAACAUCUACUUUGCAUGCCGAACAUCCAUGUUGAGUCCAUGACAUCUCUUGGGAGGUUUGGGACUAUUCCCUGUCUUAAACCAUGGAUAGCUGCUGCCAGGCAGUGUAGACCAGGGAUGGGGAACCAGAUCUCCUGCACAUUUCGCAGGCCAAGUUUGCCUACCUAUCAAUCACCUGAUGUCAAAGUCACAUGCGGUGACUGUUUGCAAAGGGACAUCAGCAAGGAGCUUCACAAGACCUGACAAUCAGCUGGUUGUCAGCUCUUGCAAAGCCCUGUGCACAGCUCUUUGCAUAGAGUUUUGCAGAUGUUACCAAUCAGCUGAUCAGCUAAGCCUUUCAGCUGAACUGGGGUUUCACCUGCCCUUAGGCAAGAUUAGCAUAGCUUGGCCAAAAUGGCACUGCCCCAAGAUGCCAAGUCCUGCUACCAGACCUAGCAUUGCUAUCCCUAGAUAUUUGUCAGUGCACACUCACCACCUCUUUCCUGACGAGUGCAAAUAGGGUGACCACAUGCAAAGGAAGGCAGGGCUCCUCAGUCCUUGACAGUUGGAUAGACAAGAGAAUUGUAGUAGCUGUAGUUCUGAAGAACAUGGGAAACUGCCUUACAUUAAGUCAGACCACAUCCAUCAGUCUCAGCAUCGUUUACACUGACUGGCAGCAGCUAUCCGGGGUUUCUGGCAGGGAGCCUUUCCCAGCCCAAACUGGAGGUGCCAGUGAUUGAAUCCGUGACCUCCUGUACUUAAAACAGAUGCUCUACCACUGAACCAAAGCCCCUUCCCAAAAUGCUUAUCAUCCCUGCAAGGUAAACUGUACCUGUUUUCUCUUCUACCAAACUGUUAGAAGUAGGGAUAGGACUUAGGGGAGCCUAGUACUACUUUGCACCAGGUCACCCUCUUCUCUGCCCAGCCAGAUGAGCAGGGGAUAAAUAAUAAAAUUAUUAGUAUUGGUAUACAGUUUGGUAGACCAAUGUUUAUUUUAAAGAAGGAACCUCCAAUUUGGUCAUUAGGACAACCAAUAUUUAAACACUGGCCUAUAUUUUAAACACACACACACACACACACACACACACACACACACACACUGCUUAAAACGUGAGCUGUUGGUUUGAACUCUGCCACACUCACGGCUCAGAAUCUGUAGCCGGUGAGCUUGCUGCUGUUGUUUUUGCCCGUCGGGGCUCAUGAUGGGGGUAAAUCCUCCCUUUGAUGUAUGCAUUAAACUUCUUUUAAGGCCAAUGAGAGCAAUGUACAUGCACAGAAUGUGCAAUGCCCUGAAGAGAGAGAGAUUUAAAAACAUUCUGCCAUUUGCUGAACCACUUUGAACACAGGGAAUGUUCCUCGUGGGAGAGAGUGUAGAUCUUGGAUGCUACUGAAAGUGCAUCCUGGGGAGAAACUUGUACAUUUCCCCUCCAGGCUGUGAUUCAACUUGAAACUUGUACCUGGUGGAACUACAUGGGAGGCUCAAGGGCAUCUGGAAAUGAAUGCCCUUGCUCCUACUAAUAAUUAUCAUUAUUAUCAUCAUUAUCAUUUCAUUUCUAGCUUGCCCUUCAUUGAUACAGGAUCCAAAAGAAGGUGACAUCCUAAACAUAUACAUAUACAAUAACAGUUUGGCUAUUAAUAUAACCUUAAUGAAAUCUAAUAUUUAUAAAAUAACCUUACUUAUUCUGCUACCACACCAUAGGUAAAGCUAAAGGGACCCUUGACCAUUAGGUCCAAUCGUGGCUGACUCUGGGGUUGUGGCGCUCAUCUCACUUUACUGGCCAAGGGAGCCGGCGUACAGCUUCUGGGUCAUGUGGCCAAGAUGACUAAGCCGCUUCUGGCGAACCAGAGCAGCGCACGGAAAUGCCAUUUACCUUCCCGCUGGAACGUUACCUAUUUAUCUACUUGCACUUUGACGUGCUCUCAAACUGCUAGGUUGGCAGGAGCAGGGACCGAGCAACGGGAGCUCACCCCGUCGCAGGGAUUCGAACCGCCGACCUUCUGAUCGGCAAGUCCUAGGCUCUGUGGUUUAACCCACAGCGCCACCCGUGUCCCUUGCUACCACACCAUACCACUGCAAUAAAUAUGGGGAGGCUGAGCAAUACCCGUCAACUGCCCCAGAAAAACUGUGACAUCCUGGUUUUCCCCACGAGAGCAUGGCGGACAUUUUGAGCACCUUGCUCUCGCACAAUUUCAGGACGAGAUCUUGCCCCCCCCCAGCACUUUUUCCAGGUCCACAAUCUCGCAUGGGUCGUGUGACUUGCACAGGUCUUUGGACCCGGAAGAUGGUGUAUCUGAUUUGGGCCACAUCCCGUGGGAGGGUAUGUGAGGGGCCAAAUGGCCCUGGCCUCUCUAUGUGGCCCACAGGACUCUCCCUAGGCCACACCCUUCACAAGCCGUAUUCUGAGGUUGAAUCCUGACAAGACAGAAGUACUGUUUUUGGGGGACAGGAGGCGGGCGGGUGUGGAGGACUCCCUGGUCCUGAAUGGGAUAACUGUGCCCCUGAAGGACCAGGUGCGCAGCCUGGGAGUCAUACUGGACUCACAGCUAUCCAUGGAGGCGCAGGUCAGUUAUCAGCUCCAUCUGGCAUGCAGGCUGAGACCCUACCUGCCUGCAGACUUUCUCACCAGAGUGCUGCAUGCUCUAGUUAUCUCUCGCUUGGACUACUGCAAUGCACUCUAUGUGGGGCUACCUUUGAAGGUGACCCGGAAACUGCAACUAAUCCAGAAUGCGGCAGCUAGACUGGUGACUGGGAGCGGCCGCCAAGACCAUAUAACACCGGUCUUGAAAGAUCUACACUGGCUCCCAGUACAUUUCUGAGCACAAUUCAAAGUGUUGGUGCUGACCUUUAAAGCCCUAAACAGCCUCUGUCCAGUAUACCUGAAGGAGCGUCUCCACCUCCAUCGUUCUGCCCGGACACUGAGGACCAGCACAAAGGGCCUUCUGGCGGUUCCCUUGCUGCGAGAAACCAAGUUACAGGGAACCAGGCAGAGGGCCUUCUUGGUAGUAGCACCCACCCUGUGGAACGCCCUCCCACCAGAUGUCAAAGAGAAAAAUAACUACCAAACUUUUAGAAGACAUCCGAAGGCAGCCCUGUUUAGGGAAGCUUUUAAUGUUUAAUAGGUUAUUGUAUUUUAGUGUUUUGUUGGAAGCUGCCCAGAGUGGCUGGGGAAACCCAACCAGAUGGGCGGGGUAUAAAUAAUAAAUUAUUAUUAUUAUUAUUAUUAUUAUUAUUAUUAUUAUUCUGUGCCGAGUGCUUCUGCCUCACUUGAUUGUGUUCUUGAACUCAUUUGCCUGGCUAGAGUAUGGAGAGAUGCAUGUGUGUGUGUGUUGAAAUAUCUGGUGCAAAGGUGAGGCUCACAUCCUUCUCUCUGCCCACUUUUGCCUCUGGCGCUGCCCCUCAGUGGCGUAUGUCCCCCCAGAAGCUUGCUCGGAAGGGAAUGUGACCCUCUGGCGAAAAAAGGUUCCCUUACCCCUACAUUACAGCUAGGCUCACACCAGCAACCCCCCUCCACAUCUAAGGCCUGGAGAAAGAGGUGAGUCUUUAGGUAGCGCAGAAAAUAAAAAAAAUGCUGAUACAGGUGAACUUCAGAUAGUAAGGCAGGUAGGUAGGUAGGUAGGUAGGUAGGUUGAUAAGUGUGUGUGUGAGAGAGAGAUCACUGGGUUCAAAAAUUGUAUUUUGAGUUUUUAUGUUGUAAACCACCCUGUGAUCUUCAGAGGAUGGGUGGUAUAGUAGUAGUAGUAGUAGUAGUAGUAGUAGUAGUGAUGAUUAUGAUGAUGGUGUUGGCACCAGGGACCAAAGCAAAAUGGUAGUGAGGAGCUGAUAAUUAUUAGGAUUACAGAAGGAACAGAUUGGAGUUCCACCCUGCUGUGACCCUUAUGAGAACCAUUCACCCAAAGGCUGUUAUGUGUAUUAAUAGAAAGGCACAUAUAAUGUCAGGUGUAGUUAGGCCCUAUAUUGCUGGAAAUCAGGGUUUACUAGACAGGGAAAAAUACAGGAUCUGUGCUGAAAGUCCCUUUUUAUCAUUCAUUGGGCAGGUAGGGGGCAGAAUAAAACCCUCUGGAAAGAUGAGGUGAGAAAUUUAUCUGAAUUUUUAGUUAAAGGGUUGCCUUAGUUAACCUUAGUUAAUGGUAGGGACAACUACUGAUUUCUGCAUGUUUCAGUGUAGAUCUAGCUGGGGCAACUAGACACUCACCUAAUAUGAUACAAAAAGUCACACACACACACACACACACACACACACACACACACUAGUUGCCAGAGUAGGGAAAUUGGGAAGGCCUCAAUUAUUCAGACAUCACCAUGCAAGGAAUUUGAAAGGCUUGCCUAUGGAAUAUUCUGGAUAACAACUCUGAGGUGAUGGAGAUCUUCUGUGUCAGUGUUAAAAAAUAAAUCUUUCACAGGGCUGAUAUUAGUAUCUCCGUGAUUUCUGAAAUGCUUGACAGCCAUAAUUAAUGCUAGACAUAAAUAACACAAUCCACUGGGACCACAGAGAAGUUCCUUUGUGCAAGCCCUCUUGAGGUAAAUGGGACACAUUUUUACUCCUUCCAUGAUCAGAGGAAUGGAAGAAGCUUGAAAUGAGGGUUGUGUGAAAGUGCAGAUCUGGUUCAACUAAUGUGAUCCCACCCUGAAACUCACCCAGCCUCCAUGAUUUGAAAGGACACUUGGGGACACUGGUUGAUACACCAACUUUCCAUUUUGUUCAGAUCUUAAGGUCUGAUUGCUUCAGUUCUUCAACAUGUUUCAGCAGAUUUUGGAGUACAUGAGUGACACCCAGAAAUCUGUAGGGCAAUGAUCCAGUCAAAGCUCAGCAUGCUUCACAUCUCUUCAAUUUCAAUAGGGAAAAGCUAAGCACCCACUCUUUCACACUAAAAUCAAUAAGACUUAAAAGUGCCAGAUAUGAUAUGUGGCUGAUAUGUGCUCCAAGGCUUUCAAUUUGCCCCCAAACAUUUUUAAAGCAUGUUUACGGGGGGGGGGGGGGAUUUUAAGAGCAGAGGGGCAGGAAGUGCUAAAAAGACAGGAUUGGAAACAGACCCCCUUUGAUCACAUUAUGGUGGUCAGAGUCCCAUCACCUUUCCUUGGAGUUUGUUGUCAAACACAUAGGUUGGCUAUCAUCACAUGGAGUUGGAGCCUCAGUCAGGUCCAAGGUACAUGUUAUGGGAUGCAUGCAAGUCACUACUAAACACCACACCUUUCUGCAUCUGCCCAGUAAAGUUUAGUUAAAGAAGAUGGAUGGCAUCACAUUACCAUAGUUAGAGUCUCCCUACUACUGCUCUUUGCAGGGUUGGGGGAAAGACAUUUAUAGUGUGAUGUUGUGUUACUCAUGUUAUUAGACUAAUUGUUUGCCUGGGAAAAGAAGUGGCAGGAACAUGUCUCUCGUCACAUCUAGUUGAGACCCUGGCCUUAUAGCUGCACAUUAUGAUGUUAUGCACACAUGGACAUAGGUCAUUGGCUUGACCUCCAAACCACAGACUCCUGGGAUGGAUGGACAGACUGACUGACUGAUUGAUUGAUUGAUUGAUUGAUUGAUUGAUUGAUUGCAAGGGCUGUAUACCACUUAAUCAAGCAUAUCUCUAAAUCACUCACAUAACGGUAUGAAAUAUUCACUAAAAAGGCAAUAAAAACAGACAUUAAAAACAGCAGGCAAUAAAAAAGUGUCCAGGAAGAAAGGGGCUGAUAAAAUCAACAGUUUUAGCUUGAACUGUGAUCCCAUUUCUGUUCUAAAAAUGAAUAUGUUGUCUAAAACCUGGGAACACAGAUAACACAAAGUUUAAAACUAUCAUCACUAAUUGGUGCAGCUUUUAUAUUCACUGAUGUUUUCAGUAUUCAUGGUAGAAAAGAAGAUCAGAGUAAUCUUAUUACGAAUUUGUGUCCAUAGUUGCAGGGACCUACAUUCAGGGCAAGGGGAGUAGUAAAGAGACGAUACUUCAUGCCUGUUUUGUUGGUUUUUAGCCAAUUAGGAAAUUCCUGCUCAGACAAAAAGAACACCCUUGGUGUUUCCUUGCUUGCCUGAUGACCUCUAAUCAAAUACAUCAAUAAGGUGCUCAGCACUGAAAUGAAAACAAAAUGAGUGUGCCAGGUGAGAUGGCAGCCUUACAGACUGAUAUAUUCAAAUGUUUAUAUCCUGUCCAUUAAGUAUGAAUGCUGUCAGGAUGGCUAAGACAGUACAUGCUGGAAAGAAUUUGAGCAAGGCUUCCUGCCUAUGUGAGCACCCCUACUUCAAUUCAAGCAAAGCCCCUAUCAAAAAACAUGCCACAUAUAGAAUGCUAGAGCAUCAAGGAAAGUAUUUCUCAUACUUGGGUCUCCAGCUGUUGUUGACUACAACUCCCAUCAUCUCUGACAACUGGUCCUGCUAGCUAGAGAUGUUGGGAGAUGAAAUCCAACAACAGCUGAUGACCCAAGUUUGAGAGGCACUCGCCCUUUCACCAGCAGCCUCACUUAUCACAUGUAGGACAAUUUAUUUUUUAUUUCCAUUCCCUUUCAGAAUAAAUUGGAGGCCACAUAGUUUCUUCUGUCCCAAGGAAGAGUACCUGUGGUUCCCAGGCAGUCUCCCACCUAGGCAUUGACUCAGACCUGCUUAGUUUCAGUGAGGUGGUGGCCUCAAAUGCAUUUAGGAUAGCAUCCUGCAUCCUGAAAUAGUUCAAAGGAACUGUUAUACACAUGCCAAGGUGACCAAGACCCUGGCAGGACUGCUGGAGUGGCUGGCCCUUAACCCUAACACCCAUUUUUUAUUGAAAACAGCCUGCUGUUUGGAGGGGAGAAUACAUGUGUUUGCAUUUUCCUGCAGGGAGUAACAACAGUUGGUGGCGAACAGCUUAAAGUGGGAAAACAGCAUAGUUGGAGGGUUUCUUAGGCAACACAUACCAACAAUUCAGCAGUAUCUCCAGCACAUUGGCAGCCCCACCACCAGCCCUGUCACAGUUGCAUUUUUGUACGGAAAUAUGUAACAUGUAGUUUGGCUCUGGCCCCAUGAGAUAUGGCCACAGAAGUGUUUGUUGGGACCUCAUGGUUGUAGUUGUGGGCCAUCUCAAAACCAGUUUACCUAUACAUCUGCCUGCGUACAUGAGCAACCACAGAUUAAACUCAUGUCAGCUCAAACACAUUCGCUUCAAUCCAGAGAGGCCAAAUGGAAAAGCCCUUCUGCCUAUGGAAGUUGGCCACACCAAAUUCCUUCAGCUUCCACAGCUUCCUGUAGUCCCUUGCACCCCACCCCUAUCCAGAAAAACUCUUGGCUCUCAAGAGUAGCUUCUGGGGGUGCCAAAACUUGUAGUGGAGGAAACAGACAAGAAAGACCCAUUGUCUAAAUGGAGUUCCUCACAAUGUUCUGAAGAUCCAACCCAACAUUCUUGACUGAGCCAGUUCAUAUACUGUACUGUGAAUCGUCAAGUGCAGAGUAAGCAAGUGACAUAUUGUGACGUGUGAACUAGCCUUCCGAUUGUCCUUUAACUUGCAUAGAAUGCCUUCAUUCCCCAGAAUUAAUGCAAUGUGCAACAAAUGGAAACUGAUGGAUUUCUUACUGUAAAAUACUCUCCUGGAAUACAUUUGGGUGGUUUCCCCCCACCCCACCCCCCACUGCUAUUCACUGUUUAACAGUCUGAAAGGAAGCCACCUCCAAUUGGAACUGAUUCACUACAUUGCCACAGGGGCAAAAGCCUAGCACAUUUCUUACAUGUAUCUACUGUACCUUCCAAAGUGCCUUAGUGCUACAUGCAGAGUUCUGAGCUGGCAGAAAAGAGCAGAAUGUGAGUUGCAGUGCUCCUAGCUGCAUUGCAGGAGAAGCCCGUAAAACACUGCUUGCACUCUUAGGAGUUUAAAACACCUCACUUGUCAUUUUUCUUCUUUUAAUUUACCAAAUAAAAGAAUUGCUCCCAGGAAGACAUAUCUAUAUACCAAAUUUAAGCCCAGGGGAGUUUGUAUAUAGCUUAGCUAUAAACUCUGAGGGGGACGGACUGGAAACAUGGCUAGCUUACACUCAUGCACAGGAGAUGGAACUGAAAGGGCUCUCAAAGACCAGAGUUAUAUUUUACAUUUUGCUUAAAAGCGAUCCAAUAUCCCUAUGCCUAUAAAUCACAGUUGAGACGAAAACAAAAGCAAACUGAGAAGCAAAAGGUAAGAAAACUGAUUUUUCCUGGUUGGUGUGAGCAUGUGAUCGUGUUGGGGUAAUUAUAUAAAUAAAAUAAUAGUCCCAGUUCCCCACGAUUUGUUGAACGUCAGGCUCCAGCCACCACCAAAAUUCCCUAUUGUCCCUGUAAGAUUUCUUGCAUGGUUCUUUUGGGAAUACGCUAGAACAGGUGAUAAAUGGAAGAGUGCCCCUUCUAGAGUCCUUGCUGUGUUUUGUGAUAACUCAUUAUAUUUCUUUCUUUACAAAUAGCCCCAUUAACGCUCCAGAACUGAACGGAAUCAUAAAGCCUGAACCGCCCCUCUACCAUUUGAGUGAAGCUAGAGGUAUUGUUUUAUGAAUUACAGGGCUGCCAAAGCUGAUUUAUUCAGGCAAAGCCUUCAAAGCUGAGUCACAGAUCUGUUUGGGUUUGUACUGACUGCAAGAAAAAAAGGAAAUACUUCCCUCUGCAAUAAAGGCAAUAUAAUUUAGCUAUCACUUUAUUGAAUUAUAUCGAAUAUAUCGUUUCUCUUCGAUAGGGUUGAAGAGAGCGCGACACCCCUCCUCCCCCCUUCUAGCUGAAAAAGAAAGGGGGGGAACCCAGUGAAACCAUUUAUAGGCAAAUUUAAAAAAUAGGAGAGAGACUUGAGCUCUUUCAAAGACUUUGCAGCCUCAAUAAAACCUUCUAUAUUCCGAAAUUAAAUGUCACUCUUAGGCAGAUGAUUCUAAACAAGACUCCUAUAAUCCUUUCUGUUAUGGGGCUAUUUAUUUUUGUCUGGGAAAAACUUCAAAGCAGCCCAUGACAGAUAAUAAAAAAUCAAAAUUAGCAUUCCAAUGAGGAUUUUUUUUUUAAUAUAUAAAAAAGAAUUACUUUUACAGUUCUUCUGCAAAGGAGAACUAAACUCACUUGCUUCAAGUAUAUUUUUUAAUCUCGCUCAUUCAUCAUUUUUUCAACCAAGUUGUGGCGGGGGAGGGGGAGAGAGAAACAGAUUCUCAUGAAAACCAAUUUCCCCCUCUAAAAAUUUCUUUGAAGAACCCCCAGACAGCCACUACACCAUAUUUCUGCUUCUUCAUUUUUUAUAUUUCUCUUCCGCUUUUCUUCCAGGGAGCACAAGGCAGCAUACAUGGUUCCCCCUCUUUCCAUUUCAUGCUCACAACGACCUUGUGCAGUAGAUUAGGCUCAGAGGCAGUGAUUAGCCCAAGGUCCACCAGUAGGCUUCAUGGCUAGGAGGGGGGAUUGGAACCUGGGACUCCCCAGUCCUAGCCCGACACUCUAACCCAGUGUUUCCCAGAAAUGACCCUCCAAACAUCACCUCGGUGGGGCAGGGAGUUUGCAGGCUUUUUCAAAUAUUUGUGAUUUCACUUAAACGUGCAGUGCUUUGGAAUGUAACACACACACCCCCAUAAAUCUGGAGUUGCCUGGAUGUGACAGCAUAGAGAGGAAGAAAUAGAUAUAUAAUCUAGGUAAGGGAGGAAGAGUAGGAGACAGGGCAAGAGAGAGCAACCAUACGCUGUGGUGGACAAGAGAUUCUCCUAGUUUGCUCGCCAGGAAUGACUGUGUACAUUGAGAAAGUUACCAGCUAAAAGCCAGCUGUGUGCCCCUAGUUAGCCCAGAGACCUUCUGUGGGGAUCCAUGUUGUAUAGUGAUCCCCCGAGGUGGAGUAGAGUCUGGUGGGUGGGCUGCCCCAGGCUGGGAGGAGCGGCUAGUGGGGACAAUGAGAUGCAGACUAAGAAGGGUAUCACUUCCAGGUCAGGCAUUGGAACUAACAUGGAGGUCCUGAACAAUGAGGAAAAGCCUGUUGUGUGGAUCCCUUUGAGGAAAUAUUUAGGAGCCACUCAAGCAGUGUAGCAUAGAGACAAGGAGAUGGCGGAGGGAAGUUUCCGCAGAAUUUCAAUGAGUGUUACCCAAAAAAGGGGUGGGGCUUGCUGACAUUAAACGGAGAAUUCACACUGUAGCAAGUGAGUCAUUGUGAGGCUAUAAUGCCCCUGUAACGUCACCAUAAAGGAUGCCCUAGGCAUGCCUAGUACGCUGGUGAAUGGCAGCCUUUGCACUUGUCCGUGUAAGGCUGGCAAACAGAGAGGAACCAUCGAGCUUACAGAUCUCCAGUGUUUGAAUGUUCUGCAUCACUCAAUGGUUUGGGGGCCCAGGCAGUCUCUCCCCUUGUCACAUCUCAAGCAAAGCUGAUUUUGUGAUGCCUUUGUUAUGCAAAUAAGAUACUAAAAGAGUCUUCAGAUUCACUAAGGCGAAAAGCACACUUCUAUAGAAUUGCAAAAGCUCACUUCUGUGUGGCAAGCAUUUCAGAUCCUUCAUCCAAUCCCUUUUUCUAUUUGCUGGUGUUUUUCUGUUUCUUUCUCUCAUAUAUCUAUAUAUGCAUUUCCUUCCCAUGCCCCAGCCAAGCUCACUUGGGUAAUUCCAUAUAGGGCACAUUCUUCAGCAUUUUCUCCCCAUUACUUGGUAAUUAUUGAAUGAAAAGAUGUUCCUUAAUAACAUUGUGUUCAGAAGCAAAACACAGAAGAGGGAAACUUUUGCUUUUUAGCCUGCAACACUCCACAGGCUGCUUUGAUAUUCUGAUCUCACCCUUACUCAAGUACAUUUCUUGAAAACGAAGGGCAGUUAUGUUAAGUCGAUCACUUAAAUGCUGGUUUUGCUCAUUUAAAGACACAACGACUGCUCUUUGCUAUGUUCACUAAAAUCUGCUUGACACAAAUUAAGCUGCGCACAGACACACACAAUUAUGAGGCAGAAGAGACUAUUUUCAAUUGCACUUGAAGGGUCCUUCAUAUAUAUGCGUGUGUGUGGUCUGAUAAUUUAAUAUUGUUGUUAUUAUUUCCUUUUAAACUGCCCUUCAUUUUUAGAUACCAGAUUGGUACACAGAAGUCAUGAAUAAGAUCAAACAUGCAUAACUUGUACAUAGGAUGAGGUGGGGCAUCCAUCUCUGGUUCUCCAGUAUUGCUGGACUACAGCUUCUAUAAUCUCUGAGCACUGGCUAUAUUGGCUAGGGAUGAUGGGAGCUGGAGUCCAUCAACAUGCAAGCAGGGCCAUGCUUUUAGUCUCACAUCCGUUUUGUUGAACAACUUUGCAUUGCCCAUGUUUGUCUUACCUGAAAAGCCAGGUCCUACCUGCAUAGCCAGGUGAUCUGAUUGCACAAAACCACCACAAGAAAACAGGAGGUUGUUUGUUGGGCUUUCACCACUUCAAGCAGCCACAAGCAACACACAGCUGUUUGAGGAAAGAGUCGAGACAUCAGUAGUGGAUAACCUGAAAAAUGCACCUCUACUUUAGAUCUGGGCUUCCUUUUCUGAGCCUUCAAAGUUCAUUUCUGAACCUUGCUUGGGAAAACAUCACUAAUAUCAUGGUUGCGUCUUGCAAAUUUGGAGGACAUUCCAUCAAGGACUGCCUCUAUGCCAUCCUGAUUCAUUUCCACAUGACCUCCCAAAGAUAAACAAGCAUCCUGGUGCUUUCCCCCAGGGGGUACUCAAGGGUAUGCAGUACCAUCACUGUUGUUGUUGUUAAAAAGUGUGGCACUUACUGUAACUUCAUGGUGAAGUCACCGGCACCUAUUUUUCUAGAAAAAAAGCACUGAAGCUUCCUUUUAUUCAUAAAACACAAAACUUCUCUUUUCUCCUUUAUUAUAAAUGUAAAUCUUCUAACAAAAACUAAUGGGAUAUUUAGAAUUUCAGUACAGCUUCUUCCUUUUGGAUAUGAUGCCCUCCCAGUUUUGAAGCAAUCUCCUGGGCGUUUCAGCAUCACCUUUCUUUUCUAUGGCAAUCAAAGCAGACAAAAUACUUGACUAGUGGUAAAUAGUAUCUGGUCAGUUCACUCAGAUCACCAUUUGAUAAGGAAGCUAUACAUUCAGCAGUUAACAAAUGCUUUCUGAACCCACUUGAUCUGAAAAUUCUUGGAAAUACAUUUGUGUAAGGAUUAAAAAUUAUAAUCAGCGGCAAUAGUGCAAUGCCUCCCACUCUCUUAUUGGUGAGGGAGAUGGUUUCCAGAAGUCUUUCCUCUCUCUUCCGGAAUGACAGUGCCUCUUCAUCUACAUUGCAAAAUAAUGCCAUGUAGAUCGCUUGCAAAUGUCAACUGAAGAGAGAAGACCUUUUCUGCUGAGGGAUUAUACCUUGCACCCAGAGGCAGAUUGUGAUGGCCUGGGAAUCCGAUUCAGAGGCUGAACCGGAGGAAUCCCAGCCUGCACAGGAGUCCCCGCCUCCAGGGCCGGCUGAACUGGGGCAGGGCCUUGAUUCUGAAGCGCUUGCACCUGUGCCGGAUCCUCAGGAGCAGGCACCAGGUGAAUCCACUCUGGCUCCGGAGGUGGUUGAGGACUCAGUGCCUACAGGUGAGUCUCCCCCUGGGUCCAGUAACCCUUCAGCCUCUCCUGAACUGCAGAGGCUCAGGGUAGAGAGGCGGAGGGAACUGGUUUCUCCCAGGAGGAGUGCUCGCCUUAAGGCCAGGAGAGGUGGGUCUCCUGGGGGCCGGGACCGCCCCUGGCCUCAGAGAAGAUAAAGGCCAGUCAGCCCAGUCCCAGGUUGCGGGAGCAAUGUCGUUGAAGAGCUGUUUCGGCCAGCACCCAGUCCGGUUCCCCCAGAGUUCCUGUCCUUGCCCGGCUCCUCGCUGUGGACCCCGCUUGCCCGUGGAGGACUGUCUGCCGGCCCUCGACUCAGGUCCUGGACCUCGCCCCACGGUAACCUCCCCCCUGGACCAGCACAGUUUGCUCCCACCACACCCGCACUCCCGCUUCGUUGGGGUGCAUUUGGGAAGAGCCAGAGGCCAUGGCUGACCAGGCAGCUGCGUUGGUGGCAUUGGCCCAGGAGAACCAGGCCUUGACCCACACCGUUCAGCAGCUAAGCGAUGUGGUUACGGCACUUCAGCAGCGGUUGGACACCCUACCAGCUCCUGGGGCCGACGCCCCAGCUCCAGGCAAGUACCCAGUGGCCUUGCCAGAGAAAUUUGAUGGGGACCUGGCCAGCUUUCCCAUGUUCCUCGCCCAGGCCAAGUUGUAUAUUCAGGGGCGAGCCCGGAACUUCCCUGACGACCGCACCAAGGUGCACUUUUUGGUCAGUUUGUUAAAGGACCAGGCGGCCAAGUGGGCUUUGCCACUGCUUCGGCAAGACUCUCCUUUGCUAACAGGCUAUGUGGGGUUUUGUAACCACUUGGAGACUGUGUUUGGCAACCCUCUGAAGGAGAGCCAAGCCAAUCGGGCGAUUCGUUGGUUGAGACAGGACAAGUCCACAGCCACUGCCUACGCCACAGAAUUUCGGCUGUUGGCGCAGGACUUGUCUUGGAAUGACGCUGCACUUCGGGACCAGUAUCUUGAGGGACUGUCGGACGAGAUACUGGAUCAGUUGGCCACGAUGGAUUGUCCCACCACGCUGGACGCCCUCAUUCAGCGGAGCCUGCAGAUAGACGAUCGGUUGGAGGACCGUCGCCAGGCCCGGGACCGCCAGCACUCCCGGCUCCUGGCUCCAGUCGUUCCCAGCAGGUCCACAGCCACAGCCGAGUUGCCGGACGAGCUAACGCAGCUUGGGGCUGCGUGACCUCGCCUCUCCCCCUCGGAGAAGACGCGGCGUCGGGAGGGGAACCUGUGUCUGUAGUGCGGUGGGAGUGGACAUUACGCCCGGUCCUGUCCUGAGAAGAUGCCAGCCGCAGGGAAACCGCCAACCUCGGUAGCCGAAAGGCCUGGCAACCUGGGGUCCCAAACCAUGCAAGAGGGGCCCACACCAGUGGAAUUGCGACAUCUCAUAGUUCCGGUGCGUCUUUACCCUCCAGGUGGGCCCUGGAUUCUUACCCACGCUCUGGUAGAUUCGGGGGCAACCCGCUCCUAUAUGGAUGCUGCCUUUGCUGCUCAUCAUCAGGUGCCACUUCAGAACAAGCUAGAACCAGUACAGGUGGAGGCAAUUGAUGGACGGCUCUUGUGGAGGGGAAGCUCCUCACAUUUCUUCUUAACGAAUGGUGUCCCCUGCGGACUGACAAGGCAAAAUAAGACAGUUGGGGUAUUUUGAAGGUGGAGGUCAACUUGAUAAACCCUCCAGUGGCACCCCAUUAAGUAUUAUGAUGGUUCUUCUAACUAAAAUGAUAUCAGCAGCACUGAAAAGCCAUCUAGUCACGAGAAACUUGCAGCUGCUCUCAAAUAAAGUCUCCCUGCCACACCACAUCCCAAUCCUGCCUUCUUUAAACCAGUUGUAUCAAUAGCAAUGCAAAAAUCAGUCUGAGGAUGUGAUGCCUCUUUAAUCUCCCCCCAUCCUUUCCUAAAACAGUUUUCCUUUCUGAAACGUUGCGCGUGGCCUUCCCAAAUGGGCUAGGCCUUCUAAGACAGCAUCAAACCUCCUUUUCCUGGCUUCCCAUGUCAGCCUGAAUCCCGAUAGUUAUGAAGCAUAAAAAAGGAGAGUUCAAAGUAAAAUAUAAAUUACCAUCCCCUUCAAGCACAAGGAGAAGUCUUAUUAAGUCUCCAGCGCUUGAAUAACGUCCCAUGUCUGUUCUUUAGACCUUUCUUCCUUUGUGAGGCAUAAAUGGACACAUCUUAUUGAUUUUCUUUCAACCUGGAUCACCUCAAUUGCUGUGAAUAUGGCAGACAAAUCCAACUCAUUCUCCCACAGGGAAUGAUGAAGAAUGCAGACGAGAAGCUGGGGAAAGACUUCUCACAGUGGGGAACCAAGAGUCAUUACGCAAGAAAACUAAGUCUAACUGCUUGUAAUUCUAAGUCCUUUUUCUUUUAUCUCCUUCCAAAAAAAAAAAAAAUGUUUUAACACUCAGAGUUGGAUCUUAAAUUUUUUAUGAAUACCGUUUUGUCUAUGGGAUCAACUGCUGAGAAUGGGGUUUUUUGUGCUUUGUUUUGUUUCCAGCAAGUUGUAUCAAGAUAGGCCAGGGGCAGCGACCAACCUUAAUAAACACCCAAACAGCAAAUAGGUAAGAAGAUCUACAAAAUGUCAGGAUCUCAGCCAAUCAUUAUUUGAAGCUUCAUAGGAAAAGCAAGUUUAACUUUCCUUUUCAUUCCUACCUUUGACACUUUAUCCUACAUAUUUAUAUAUAUAUAUAUUGUAUAGGACAAUUGUGAAAAAUAAAAAGGAAUAUAAAAGUAUAAAGUUUUUUUAAAAGAAUGAGAGCCUUUCACCGAAAGAGGGAUUCACGGAAUCAAUUGAGUUAUGCAGUUUCUUUAAAUCAGGUGAAUGAUGAUAGCAAAGCCUUUAAAAAUGUGGCAAGAAUACAGAGCACUCUCAGAUUUACUCCCAAAAAGAAAUAGAAAAAAGUCACAAUUGAAAUGCAGUGGGACACCUGGAAAUGAAUUAGGCAGGCUGUAUUUCAGCAUGUUCCAUUGACAAUCUUUUCUGAAAAUGGAUAUAUUAAGGGUGAACUGCUUUGCGACUGUAAAUUGAAAACUUGAUAUGCAAGGACUAAUUUCAAAAGCCCCCCCCCCCCCACCGCUUGUUAAGUGAAUUACCAAAAGAGAUGGAUUUAACGGACUUUGUUGUGUGUUAAAGGAUUUGAACUGCACCUAUCAGCAGAAUGUGCCGGCAAAGCAACGCCGGUCUAAUCAAAACCGUGGCUUCCUUUCAUGUAGCCAUCAACUAGGCUGCGCAUCCCACACGCCAAUGAAAUGAGUUUCUCUGACAGCUCUCAAUGUGGACGCAAAGCUUUUAGCUUGUCAGCACACAACAGAUCCCAUGUAAAAUUAACACUCUUCUGCAUUAACCUCAAAAGAAGGACAAACCAACAGCCUUCUUUUACCUUUCUAUUUAUUUAUUUAUUUAUUUAUUUAUUUAUUCGCUUUAAAAACCAAGGAUAACCACAGUGGGAACUUGAAUGUAUCAAAUGCAGUUUUCUCCUUUGGUAUGAGAGGAAUUUGAGCCCAUGCUGCCUUGCCAGUUUCUCAAAGGCAAAAAGGGAAUGAGUUUUCAGUGAGAGAGAGAAAAGAUCCUUCUUUCCUUUCCUUUCCUUUCCUUUCCUUCCUCCCUCCCAUCCCACCUGCUUGCUUACUGACAAGGAAGAACCCUACACUAGAGCUCACCUUCUCCUCCAGUCAAAUUCACAAACAACCAGUCAGAUUCACAAACUUGCUACCUAUCAAGAAAUCAAGAGAAAGCCCUUAUUCCUCUGGGCCCUGAUUUCCCCCUCUCUACUACACAGCAGAUAUUGGUUUCUUGCCAAGCCCCACAGGUUAGCUAAUAUUUUUUCACUUUUUUAUUUCAUUAGGAACAUAACAUCGUACCCAAUCAAAGCAAGAAUGGCAAACAAUUGUCUUCUUUGUUUCUACAGGUGUACAAAAUGUCCGGAUUGCUAAGAACUGAUUGUGGAAACACCACAAUAAGUUCUUCCACAUGAAAACCAUAUCAAGUUGGAACAUGACUCCUGUAUUGUUUGUUGUCAUUUGUCCUAUCAAACUGCAGUGGAGGAUUCUGAGUAUGCCACCCCUUGUUGUUCUUUUAGCUGAUAUGGUUUAAUUUUUCAGAAAUUGCAGCAGCAGCAACAACAACAAGAAGAAGAACAACAAGAACAACAACAACAUUUGUAUACCAAUAGUCAAGUGUUAGCUUCUGUGUAUCUUUCCAAGCUUGGGUAA
Molecule: messenger RNA, 22362 nt
Organism: Podarcis lilfordi (Lilford's wall lizard)
Lineage: Eukaryota; Metazoa; Chordata; Lepidosauria; Squamata; Lacertidae
Source: the annotation of a GenBank genome assembly